GCCCAGCAAGGCUCCAGGGCUUCUGAAGGCAUGUCUUUUCUGAGUUGUAAAGGGGAUCAUAACUUCACGGCUUACCUUGAUGAAUAUACUGAAAUAUUCAAGAUGGGCAGCAACAGUACCAGCAAUGCUGAGACUCAAUGCAAUGUCACUAAUUUGACAUUUCAAUACUCCCUCUACGCCACCACCUACAUCCUCAUAUUCAUCCCUGGUCUACUGGCCAACAGUGCAGCCUUGUGGGUUCUGUGCCGCUUCAUCAGCAAGAAAAAUAAAGCCAUCAUUUUCAUGAUCAACCUCUCUGUGGCUGACCUUGCUCACGUGCUGUCCUUACCCCUCCGGAUUUACUAUUACAUCAGCCACCAUUGGCCUUUCCAGAGGGCCCUUUGCCUACUGUGCUUCUACCUGAAGUAUCUCAACAUGUAUGCCAGCAUUUGUUUUCUGACAUGCAUCAGCCUUCAGAGGUGCUUCUUUCUUCUCAAGCCUUUCAGGGCCAGAGACUGGAAGCGUAGGUAUGAUGUGGGCAUCAGUGCUGCCGUCUGGGUCAUCGUGGGGACUGCCUGUUUGCCAUUUCCCAUCAUGAGAAGCACAGACUUAGCCAACAACACUGAGUCCUGCUUUGCUGAUCUUGGUUACAGGAAACUGAAUGCAAUGGCUUUGGUUGGGAUGAUUACAGCUGCUGAGCUGGCAGGAUUUGUGAUCCCAGUAGUCAUCAUUGCAUGGUGUACCUGGAAAACCACUAUAUCCUUGCGACAACCACCAGUGGCUUUCCAGGGAAUCAGUGAGAGGCAGAAAGCACUGCGGAUGGUUUACAUGUGUGCUGCAGUCUUCUUCAUCUGCUUCACUCCCUAUCAUAUUAACUUUAUUUUUUACACCAUGGUAAAGGAAACCAUCAUUAGCAGUUGUCCCAUUGUCCAAAGCUCACUGUAUUUCCACCCUUUUUGUCUAUGCCUUGCAAGUCUCUGCUGCCUUUUGGAUCCAAUUCUCUACUACUUCAUGGCCUCAGAGUUUCGUGACCAACUAUCUCGCCAUGGCAGCUCCGUGACUCGUUCCCGCCUAAUGAGCAGGGAGAGUGGUUCAUCAAUGAUUGGUUAA
Messenger RNA from Balaenoptera acutorostrata (minke whale), 1089 nucleotides. It is a transcript of the gene P2RY10, whose product is annotated as P2Y receptor family member 10. NCBI's taxonomy places the organism in Eukaryota, Metazoa, Chordata, Mammalia, Artiodactyla, Balaenopteridae. Gene Ontology annotation, biological process: phospholipase C-activating G protein-coupled receptor signaling pathway; positive regulation of Rho protein signal transduction. The coding region runs from base 31 to 1089 and encodes 352 amino acids. The transcript has 3 exons. Gene Ontology annotation, molecular function: G protein-coupled receptor activity. The record is from RefSeq and is a predicted model, not a curated record. Gene Ontology annotation, cellular component: membrane.